AAGAAAAGCUUCCUCGCGGGAACGCGGGAACGGGCACCCAGGCCUAGUGCGCCCCCGCCUCCGUGGACGGUGGGUUCGGAUGACCACCGGUAGGAAUCCUCCGCGGUUCAAGAGAACGGCGAGGAAGCUCGGCAAGAAGGCCACGGCGAUCAAGGCGGGAGCCACCGGCGCCGGCGUCCGAGUCGGAAUCACAGCGCCGCCCACCGCUCCACCGCCUCCGGGGGCGAGUCUCGUUACCCGACCUCGUUCUCUCCCGGCCCCGGCGGCGAUUUUGCCGCAAGAUUUCUUUUUAGUUGACUCCCUCGACCUCGCCCAUCGCCUCCUCGGCAAGUUCCUUCGACGAGACGAAGUCGUUCUCCAAAUCACCGAGGUGGAGGCCUACAGGCCGGAUGAUUCGGCAUGCCAUGGUCGAUUCGGCAUUACAAUGCGGACAGCACCAGUUUUUGGGCCGGGAGGGCAUGCGUAUGUGUAUCUGUGCUAUGGCCUCCACGUGAUGCUCAACAUUGUGGCGGAUAAGCAAGGAGUGGGUGCUGCAGUUUUGAUUCGUUCGUGUUCUCCUGUCAGUGGUUUGGAAACCAUUAAGGAACGUCGAGGUCAGAUGACUGACAAGCCUGUCCUACUGACUGGGCCAGGAAAAGUUGGUCAGGCACUUGGCAUUACGACUGCUUGGUCAAGCCAUCCUCUCUACACCCCUGGGGGAUUGGAAGUAUUAGAUGGACCUGAGCCGGAGAAAAUUUUGAUCGGUCCACGCGUUGGCAUUGAGUAUGCAUUGCCUGAGCAUGUCGGUGCUCCAUGGAGGUUUGCCAUUGCUGGUAGUCCCUGGAUAAGUGCCCCUAAGAACACUUUCAGGCCACCAUGAUAGCAAGAGACUGCAGCAUAAGCUUCUUUGAGAAUGUUUCUCGGCUUUUUGUGAUCUUCUUUUACAACCUACACUGCAGUCUUAUUGUUUAUUCUGUAUGGAGGCCAUGAGUAUCUUAGAAGUAUGUUCAGGAACAAUAUGAAACACUUGCAUUCUAAUGAUAGAAAUGAGCUGAUCUUAUUCGACAGCAAUGAGUUUGGUGCUGAAAAUA
Molecule: messenger RNA, 1070 nt
Organism: Phoenix dactylifera (date palm)
Lineage: Eukaryota; Viridiplantae; Streptophyta; Magnoliopsida; Arecales; Arecaceae
Product: DNA-3-methyladenine glycosylase (MAG)
Biological process (GO): base-excision repair
Molecular function (GO): DNA binding; alkylbase DNA N-glycosylase activity
Source: RefSeq, a predicted model, not a curated record